AUGGUUCCCGACUCGGGCGACACCUCUACUACUGCUACUGCUAUUAGCAGUCGUGCGGCUCGGAUCAGCUCUUGUUCUACGACUGCUAGACCCCACUUUGAGUCAUUCCUCCCUACUAGCAGCGGCGCGGACGCGGUGAACUUGACGCCGCCCCUUCCCCACACCGGCGGACGCCGCCCCAACGGCGGCGUCGCGUACGCCGCCGUGGAUGCCGCUAGCAGCAGUAUCAGUCGAUCUGCCUCCUACGGUGCUUCAUCGCCGCGUUCUCGCACCGCGGAACGCCGCAGCAUCGAGUACGCAAUGAGCACAACUCCGUCAUCGUCAGCGGCGGACAUCGGCGUGGCGGCGUCCCCCUGGCUUCCGCUUGUUAUCACCGCCGCCGGCGUUCGGCAGAACUCACGCAGGCUAUCACUAGUAGUAACUACUACUGCUAGUAGAUGCGAUCUCGCAGAUCUCGUGGUUCCGGUGGACAGCACCCGGUGCGGAGCCAGGUUUGCCGCGGUGACGCCUUCCGCCGCCGCGCGCAGCCCGCACGCGGAAGUUGUUCGGCGGAAAGCCGCGCCGUCGCUCGAGAUGGACGCGCAGUGGCGCGACGAUGCGGCGGCGGCGGCUUCCGCGAAGCCUGCGCUCAGCGGAUGCUCAGCUGCAGAAGGCGCAAGCGUUAAGCAAGGCGGAGGCGACGAGGGCGCAAGAGCAAUCUCAGGCAGCAAAGGCGCAAAGACUCGGAAGUCAGUCGCGGAAAGCAGCGCCCCCCCUGAAAGCAGCGCCACCGCAGAAAGCAGCGCCACCGCAGAAAGCAGCGCCACCGCCGGUCACUCGUCUGAUGACAGCGCUGGCGCGGACGUCGGCCGGUGUUUCCUCCGCCUCUUGCACAGCGGGCCGCGAGCGGAAACUCUUACGGGUGGGCGGAAGAUAAGCGCCGGAGGUUCCGCCACAAGUGUUCCGCCUGUGCGCGGGGCUUCCGCCGACCGUUUCCGCUUCCUCCGCUCCCGGUCGACGUCGCACUUGGAUGAGAGAAGAGGGGGCGGGGGAGGGGGAGGGGGAGGGGGAUGGGGAUGGGGAGGGGGAGGGGGAGGGGGAGGAGGAGGAGGGGAGCUUUCAUUAUUUGAAGGGGCGGGUGUCGAAGCAGCAGCAACAGCAGCAGCAUCUCAGCAAAAGCGGGAACCCUCUUCUCCUGCCAACAUCUCUUCAGCCUCGCCUCCUCUUGCCGCCGUGGCAUCUUCACCUCGCCAUCCGCCCGAUUCUGCCCGCGCCUCUGCUGCUGACCUUGUCAGCAACAGAACCGUCCAUGGCACUCAUGAUGAAGAGGAGGAUACGCAUGACGGAGUCGUGACGGCGCGGUCAGUGCAGCGCGACGGGGCAGCAAGGGGAGUUGCCGUGGAGGAAAAGGGCGGUGCAGCAAGGGGAGUUGCCGCGGGGGAGCAGUCACAUAGGGAAGAGAUCUGUAGUAAGCAAUCACCUAUGGACGCUCCAAGAUUGUCCGCUGGCAGCAGCACAACACCAACUGGCCAACACAGCCCUUCCCCAUCCAACGUCCCCAGCCCCCCCUCCAUUACCACUCACCCAAGUCAACCCGACUCCGCAACCUCGUCCUCCAAGUCCCCCUCUCCCUCCUGCCAUUGCCAUCCCCCCACUUUGCCUAGUCCCAACCUCCCCAUCUCCUCCCCCUACCCCCCUUCCGUCGCCCCAUCCAAGCCCCCGCGAUUCCCCACUCAUUCCCUCAAUCUUUCCCCGUGCAACCUCGCCCUCCAAGUUCCCCCAAGCUCUUCCUCCAUCCGGGCCUCCUUCUCUGUUGACAAUCCCGGGGGGGAGCGGCUUGGUGAAGAGGCAGCAGGGCGGGUAGUGGUCCAAAGCCAGAGGGUUGGCUUUAUAGGAGGAAAAGGGGAUAGCCCCGGCUGCCCUUGCUCUGUUUCUGAGGCGCCUCAAGAAGAGAAUCUGCACUCACACCAGAGAAGAGAGGGAGUUGGCGAUGGUGGGCAAAUAGAAGGAGUUGGCAGUGGUGGUGGGCGAAGAGAAGGAGUUGGCAGUGGUGGUGGGCGAAGAGAAGGAGAUGUGCCCCGCGCCCAUUCCUCACUGCUCCACCCUCUCUCUGUCCCAGGCAGUCUGAGAGUCGAGCAAGUUGCACAGCACUUGAUGAGAGUGGAGCAAGAUGCACAGCACUUGAUGAGAGUGGGGCAAGAUGCACAGCACUUGAUGAGAGUGGGGCAAGAUGCGCAGCAGCAGACAGGGAUGCACCAAGAUGGUCAACACUUGGUAAGAAUCGACCAAGGCACACGGCACUUCACAAGAUCGCAGAGUGAUGGCUCCAAUCCCUUAAACGGCACACCAACUGGAAGCCCGGGUGGGCUGUUUGGAGCAAAUGCAAGGUUUGCUGAAAGGUCCGGUCGGCAAAUGAGGAGUCCUGGAGGGGUGGGCAGGAGGAGGUCUCUUGAGUUGCAGCCUACGAAAUCUGUCAGAUCGGGUCUAUUGCUGGUGGAUGGGGGUGAGUUUGGAGGGAGAGGUGGCAGGGGGAAGGUGGAGAGGGGUGCGGAUGGGCACGAGUCGGCCGAAUCAGAAAGCCCUUUUCCUCCAAAGAGCCCUGUGAAGUCUUGUUUAUCGCUCGCGGAUGGGGAUGGGAGUGUGGAUGGGAGUGGGUUGGGAGGGAGAGGCAGGCUGAAGAAGCAUGUCUCGUUCAACCAGGUGGUGCGUGUUCGCCGGUUCCACUCAUGCGAAGAUUUUCCGGACUUCGGUCUGGGUUGA
This is a messenger RNA of Closterium sp. Naga37s-1, 2739 nucleotides long. The record is from the annotation of a GenBank genome assembly. Lineage: Eukaryota; Viridiplantae; Streptophyta; Zygnematophyceae; Desmidiales; Closteriaceae.